Messenger RNA from Arabidopsis arenosa, 1313 nucleotides. The record is from the annotation of a GenBank genome assembly. Lineage: Eukaryota; Viridiplantae; Streptophyta; Magnoliopsida; Brassicales; Brassicaceae.
GAUUUCGAUUUCCUCAUCUCAUCGAUUUGCUUCUCAAUCUCUCUAAUUCAAUUAUCCUCUGUAAAUUUCAAUCCUUUUCUUUCUCCUUGGUGAUUUCUAAGAUAAUUAAGAUCGAGAGAAGAAGAAUUUUGAGAGAGAAACCAUCCAUCGAUCCAUCGAUGGCCGCUAUGAGCGACAAGGAAGCUAUGGUGGAUCCUUUUUUGGUUGAGGCUCUUCAGAACCCUCGUCAUCGUCUCACCAUUUUGCGUAUGGAGCUCGAUAUACAGAAGUUCUUUCAAAGUCCAGAGCAGCAACAAUAUGAGUUCCAGCCUUUGCCAACAUCUUAUCUUCGUCUUAUUGCUCACCGUGUUGCUCAGCAUUACGGGCUAUUUACCACGGCUUUAGACGGUGGUGGUGUUGAUGGCUCAGGGAACAGAAUCCUGGCGACCAAAACUGCGGAAAGUAGAUACCCUUAUGUCUGUUUGUCUGAGAUUCCUGUUAAGCAACCUGAGAUUCAUGGUAGGCCUGAGGGUUUCAAAAUUGCCAUCAAGCCUAGACCCAACAGAGGAUCUGGUGGGAGUGGUAGUGGAUCAGGAGUGGAAAAGAAUCUUUUGAGAAGCGUUGAGGAGAGAAAAGAGGAGUAUGAUAGAGCUCGGGCUCGUAUCUUCAAUAGCCCUAGCAGUUCCGACUCCGAAGAUUCUUCAACACGAGCUCCUCCUCCUCCCCCUCCUCGUCUCGACUCAAAACAUAAUAAUACAUGUCCGAGUAGAAAUGAGACCGAAGUGGUGAUUAAUCAUAAUAGUAAUCCUGUUGAUGUAGAAAGGAAUGGUGUUAUCAGAGACUCAGGACGGACUUCUCGGGUCGCCAUUAUUAGAGAUAGAGAGAAGGAUCGUUAUGAUCCUGAUUAUGACCGUAACAGGUAUGUGAGGGUUGCGCCACCGGUACAAAACUUCAAUCCGAUACCAAUUCCGCUUCAGUUCCAUGACGCAAUUUUCCCACAGAUGCCAAGAACUCAAGCCAGUCUAAACUAUGGACAUCCCUUAAACCCAGCAAUGACGGCACCUUCUUAUACAGAGUGGCCUAGUGCCACUAUGACUUAUGCACAAACAUUGAAUGCGUCAGACACACAUCAUUUCAGGCACCCGAAUCCUUGACCUUUUGGUCGUGUUCAGCCCAAUGUCUUGUAUCCAAACAGGUUUUAUUGAUAUGUAGCUUUAGAUUUUCUGCUCUUGUUGCAAACAUUGGCCUCUGUUAUCACAAGACAUCUCUAUUCUCUAAGCUUUUGUUAUAAUAUUAUUAUUAUCAAGCUUUUGCAAUGAAAUCCAAAAUCUGCA